This is a messenger RNA of Monomorium pharaonis (pharaoh ant), 3895 nucleotides long. RefSeq names its product transmembrane protein 268. The transcript has 6 exons. NCBI's taxonomy places the organism in Eukaryota, Metazoa, Arthropoda, Insecta, Hymenoptera, Formicidae. The record is from RefSeq and is a predicted model, not a curated record. Bases 1114 to 2580 code for a protein of 488 amino acids.
UCGAAGACUUUAAAAACUUUUGUUAAUCUUAUUUGUACCAAUGUUAAAUCACGCAAUUUUAAUAUUGUUUAAUUUUCUUUUUUUCUGAUUUCUUAAACUCUAAAAACUCUAGAAAACGGUAAAAAACUAAUCAAAUCGAGAUUAAAGUUGGUCUACUUUGAUAAAAAUGAAUGUCUCAAGUGAAAUUUUAAAUUUAUCUCUGUUCUAUCAUACGUUAAGCAACAAAAAAUCGACAAUUUUAUUCAAAUUUUAAUUAAAUAAUAUAAAAAUUAAUAAACUAAUAAUCAAUAAACUUAAUCGAUAAAUCGUAAUUAAACUACGAUUAGCUUAAUUAUCGAUUUAAUUGAAAUAGUUUCGUUGAAAUUGUUCAUAAUCACGUAAUAGUAGAUGUGUUCGCUUUUAUGCGAGAAUCUAUUCGCACUUUUUCAUAAAUAAAACAAAAAUAUGAUAGAGUGAGAUUUUAGAGAGAUAAGGUGCAACCAGGUGCAACUAAAAUGAACAGACUUUACAUACGCAGAUGAUUAUUAUCAGCGGUGGUGUUGUGCUGAUAAACACAUCCGCGCCAUUUUUGCGCGUGGGCAACUCGAAUUCUUUUCUCACAUCAAUUCCAGUCAAAUUACAAUUUCAAUGAUAAUUGAGAAAUUAAAUUAACAAAAUUAUAUUGAUUAGCUUCCUUCAUUUAAUUCAUCAAAUUAUUAUACAAAACAGCGAGCUACGUGUACGAUCCUUCGAGAUAUUCGAGCAUUUUAUGGAAACAGGUGCUGCGAAGUAUCUGGAUAAUUUCGACGAGGCGCAUAAUCAGAUGUAAAUAAUCCUGUUACGUGCAUGUAUACUUGAUGCGCAACUGCGACUAGGUAUACAUAACGUCGCGCGCGAGCAUAAUCAGAAUGUAAAUAGUCGCCGCACGCAUAUAAUAGAUGCACGAGGACACGGGCGAACAGGUGGACUUGAAAUUUCCCCCCGAAUUCUAUUCCAACCGUGCGAUAAGCGCUCGACGACAACGACGACGACGACGACGACAACGACAACGUUGACGAGGUUCUCUCGAGGAUUCACGAGAGAUCCAACGAUGUGGAUCGCGUGAACGUGACACGGACGAUCGCGCGUACAGUCAUGAGUUCCGAGGAUACAACUGACAAUGCGACAGCAGCCUGUGCUGCGGACAGUGUAACUAAUUGCUCCGACGUAGCUGCGGAAAGCAUUGGAAAGAAUUGGGUCCAAUUCGAGGAGGAGACGGACCAUCCUGAGGAGACCAUCAACGCCGCCAAGAGAAAAGUAGCCGCCAAUAGUAGCGGUGCACCCGCCGUGAUAAAGCCAGAGUCGGUCACUGUACAGGUCGACAAAAUCGGCAAGAGUAUCGAUAGUCCGUCUGAUAUUAAUGAUAGGAAAACCAAUGAGUACAGAGGUGCUGUGAUUGCAACCGAAUCCGUCCAAAUUAACUUAGAUAGAUCAGGUUUAAGUCGUUCGAUUACGUCCGAGACGCCGGAUCUCAAGUUACCGUCCGAUGCGGUUCGUGCGUCAGAGGCAGCGGCCAAGAGUGCCUCCCUGAAGACGAUCGAUCUGCGGGACGUGUCCAACGGGAGGAACGCGUCCAGUAAUGUGAUCAGUACGUCUAUCGGAAAUAUCAGACAGGGUUUCGCCAAUGGUGACACUAUCGUUACUCUCCUGCCAGUGAAUACCAAGUGGCCAUGGAUUACCCCGGCCAGAUUCAGACCGGAAUUGGUACCGGAGGAAUUGAUGGCACAAGGACUAACCCUUACAGUGGAAGAUUAUGUCCACAUAAUGGAAUUACUUGUGAAUGAUGUGCGCUUCAACAUGUAUAACAUAUGCUACAAGAGGAUCCUCGUUCUUUGGAUAUUUACCGCCUUCGUUGUGCUGCUCGGUCUAUUGUUCUCCGGUGUGACUGGUCUUACGUUAUUUGGACUCGGUGUUAUGUGGUUAGUUCUGAAUGCAGCCGCAAUAUUCUUCUGCAUGUUCAUCAAGAUAAAGCUCAAUCACAACCUUGAGAAAUGUAUGGCUCAAGUUAAUAAACAUUUAUUAAGGCAUAAAAUAUUGCUGGGAUUGGACGAUAGAGGGAAAAUCUCCUGCCACAAAGUCAACCUGUGUUUCAUAUACUUUGAUACUACAGAUUGCAUUAAAAAGCUACAAGAAGUAAUAGAACGGGAAGAACGCGAAGGUAGAGUAAUUGGUGGCGAUGAUGCAAGCGAUUUAAGUCGACAACGAGAAUUGCAACAGCGUAUGGACAUCGACGACGGUGACAUUGUUAUACAAGGCAGCACCACCACAAGAAUCUCCCGUAAACAGGAACGGGCGGAGUUGCUGUUGCUGAGGUAUACGUCUCGAUGGGCACGUCACUUCGUGCGUCGCAGACUUGAUCUGGUUAUAGACUCUCAGGAACGUGAUAGAGGUGUUAUGGGUCUGUCUGUUCCACCGCGCCACUGUGUCUCCGCCCGUUGCCCUUGUCAAUUCAUUGAGGACCAUCUUAAACACAAGCCGAAAGGGUAUCCACCAGGAUUUACAUGGUGUGCCUACCUUAGUGAACCUGUAGGACGAUUUGAUAUGGUACCAAGUUACCAAUAGUUUCUAUUCUUAAAAAUCAUGUUAAUGUAGUUUUGUUUAAAUUUGAAUUUACAUGCGUACAGAUGAGCUAUAUCAAAACAAGACAUACUGUUAUAUAUGUGUAUGUAUGUAUAUAUGUAUGUGUGUGUAUAUACAUAUAUACACACAUAGAGAAAAAUAUUUGUGCGUUAAUUUUAAUAUUUUUAUUAUAUAUUUUUUGUUCGCCUAUUCUUUUAGAAUAGCUAUUAUGCGACAGUUAUAUUGUUAUCAGAUUUUAUAUAAGUCUAUAUAUUUUUUAUAACUAUAUUCUUUGAUAUAUUACUGAUAGCUGAUCUGUUCUCUUGAUCUUUUGAUGAUUUUUUAAAUAUUAUAUUUAAUAUAUUGCUCAGUGACUUACAAUUAUUUAGUAAUUAAAAUUAUUGUUCAGAGUCGUUUGAUCUCUAUUCGUAGAAAUAACGAAAUAAUUAUCUGAAAUAGUUGUGCGCACGACACAGUAUUACGAGAUAAAAAUAUCAUUAAUUGUACUAAUAUUUUUGUUGUACAAGAUAUAAAUUACAUAUAUGUAAAGAUAGCCAUGUGUUUAACAGACAGCACUCGAUAAUCUGUUAUUCAAAGAGUUAUAAAAGAAUUUCAAAUAAAAGAGCGAGCAAUUUCGUAAGAAAACUAUAAUAUAAGCGAUAGAGAAAAUAUUAAAAAAAUUUAUAACAAUUCUCUCCUUUUUACUAUAUCAUUCAAUUAAAUCAGUUCAAUUUUUAACAACUCUUUGAAUAAUUGAGGCUAUCGUUACAGUUCCUCUUAUAAUUAAGCUACUUUACAUAUCUUUUUAAUACAUAAAAAUACAAUAUAAGAAUAACUUGUAAGUUUUUACAUGCAAGAAGCGAAAGGAAAUCAAAUCUUUAUAAAUGUUAUCCAAAACGCGAUGGAUAAUAGUUAUUGUAGCAUAUUGUAUGCUACUACAAGUAGUGCUAGACAUUGAAUUGUUAUUGUGCCUUGUCAUUAAAUAUCAUUAGGAUUGUUCUAUGAAAUACCAUUAAAUGAACGUAUCAAUCUAUGUAUUUAUGUACUGUUUAGUGUACCAGUGCACACGAGCAUGCGUACGCAACGCACAUAUUCAAUGUUAAGAAUAUAAAAAGUUAUUAUGAUAGAGAUUUUAUCAUAAAAUAUACACAAUAUCAGGGUACAAUUAUUUAAUGUAUAAGUACAUGUUUUUUCAAUCAACAGUAUAUUAAAUUUAUUUGCAAUAAAUUAUCAAUUCAAAAUGUAUUUCUUACAACAGAUGAAUUUGUCUAUUUUAUGUAAGUGGGAGAUCUAAUAAAUAAACUCCAAAAAAAAGAAA